UAGAUAUGAAUUUACAAAAUAGUGAAGAUCAAUAACCUACAAAUGUAAAUGAAAGCACAAUCCAAAGGGCGGCUCAAACACAUAAUCAAAUAGAAAAACGUAUUUGGUAUGUCAAUCUGAAUUUACAAAAUAAUGAAACUCAAUAUCCUAUUAAUAUAUACAUAUUUAUAAAACAAAGAGCAAAUUAAAGCAUUUGAUAUUUCUUUUGCCUUAAGACAAGUUUAAUCAUAAUUUUAUAAGAAAUAUUUUUAUAUUUUGUAAUAUUUUUGUUUAAACUAAUAUGGGCAGGUUCCCCCUCCCCACUCACGAUCACAAAAUGACGAAAAUGAAUGGCGCAGGCAAAGGGCAUUUGAUUUGCGAACUCGGGAAAGUGAGCCGUUGCCAUUCAAAUAUUCAGAAAAAAGUAACCUGCAACCUUCGCAUCCGAUAAUACUCAUACUUUACUUUGGAAGGCGGGAACACUGUUAGACGAAGAAAGGCCAGCAGUUCUAUUGCAGAAUGGAGGGAGAGAGAAUCGCUUUUUGCGACUCCAUAAAGCCAUUCUUUGCUGCUUUCUAACCAUUGCCCCUGCGUAUAUAAGCACCCAUUUCAAUUCCUCUGUAAUAUUGUUCAAAUUCUUUCCAAGAAAUAGCUAACACAUACCCAGAAAGGAAAAACGAAAAUCCAUUUGAGUUCCUUCAUCUGAAAUAAUCCGAGCUAGAUCUCCCCGGCUUACAAGGAUGAGCGGUAAUGGAAACAACCAGCUCUACUGGUGUCACCGCUGCCAUUGGAUGGUUACCGUUGCCUCAACAAACCCGUCGGAGAUUAUCUGCCCCCGCUGCUCCGGCCACUUCCUGCAAGAGAUCGAUAUUGCGAGGCCGUCGACAAACGGGCUUGUGGACGAUUUCGCCGAUUUCGAUCUCUUGCCGGUAGUCAGCUUGCUGGAAGAGUUCUCUCUCAUGCAGGAUCCCCCGAUCCGGCGCCAAAAUCACAGUUUUGAUCUUAGAGAUGAUCGGCUGUCGGAAACAGGAUCCCGAUUCCGAUUCCGAUCCCGUCCUCAUUGGACUCGCCGGAGAAGUCGUAGUUUCGAGGAGGAAGAUCUUUUGGGCCUGGAAAGGGGGCUUCUUGUUGGUCCUCGGACCUGGAUCAUACUCAGACGUCCCACUGCUCUUCGCCUACCCAGUGUUCGACAAAUGUUCCGACCCGAAGAUGGGUCCUCUGGCAUUGAUUCCCCGAACUACUUCUUCGGACAGGGACUAAACGAGCUGAUAGAAGAACUUACCCAAAACGACCGGCAGGGUCUCCCUCCGGCACCGGCGUCUGCGAUCGAUUCGGUUCCGACGGUGACGAUUACGCCGGCGCAUUUGAAGAACAACGAGUCGAAAUGCCCGGUUUGUAAGGAGGAGUUUAGGGUUGGUGAGGCAGCGAGGGAAUUGCCCUGCACGCAUUUGUAUCAUUCUGAGUGCAUAGUUCCAUGGCUGCAGCUUCACAAUUCUUGCCCCGUUUGCCGCCAGGAGCUACCGGUUCCAAGCUGUGAGGAGUGUGCCCGUGGCAGUGGCAGCGACUCUGAACAGUAUCGCAGCAGCGAAGAAGGAAGCAGUGUCCGCGGGGGCUUGAGGAUUGGAAGGCUGGCGUCUUUGUGGCCCUUCCGUUCCAGGUAUCGGCGAGUUAAUCCCCGUGACGACGACAUUCCAACCCCGAACACUAAUAACUCAUGGCGGCCUUCUUGCUGUAUUCUUUAGCCCAAAUGAUGCCGUGGGUUGAUUGAAGCAGCUUACCAAGUUUAUGAUUGAAAUUUGAAUGCUUUUUAGGGUUGCAUAAUCUAAUUACAAGAGGGCUCUGGUGAAAAUGUGUCAGCCAGUUAACAAAUCACCGUGGUAUGUCAUUUCCAUAUUUCAUCUUUACAAUUACUAACCAUAGCAAAAACCAUAGUAUGCACAUUUCUAUUAACUAUUCUACUAAUAAUUCUCCUUCUUCCUUCAAUUUUUGUGCAAGGCAUAAUGUUGGUUCCAUGGAUUCUAGUGGUGCCUCCUGGUCAUGGUGGAAGCCUACCAGGCCUGGCCUGCCGUAAUUGGUAGCAAUCUGUAAAUGGUUGGCGAUGAAAGUAGUGUGUAAUUUCAUUCAUUUACAUUUUCAGUCUAGUCAUUUUCCAACUUCACAAAACAUCACUGAAGGAUCUCCGGACAUGAUCCAUUCCAUGCCAUGCGACGAGUAGAAUGCUUUCAGCACCAGAAUAGGGAAAAUUGAUUCAACCUUGCAGUGAUGGCAAAAUAGGGAAAAUUGCCUUUGGUAUUGGUUUGAAUUUCAAACAAAACUGAUUUGUGUAAAUUUAAAUAAACAUAAUAUUAAAUUUCAUUCAAGUUCA
Malania oleifera is the source of this 2344-nucleotide messenger RNA. RefSeq names its product probable E3 ubiquitin-protein ligase RHC1A. Bases 720 to 1721 code for a protein of 333 amino acids. The record is from RefSeq and is a predicted model, not a curated record. Gene Ontology annotation, cellular component: cytoplasm. The transcript has 2 exons. Gene Ontology annotation, molecular function: ubiquitin protein ligase activity. Gene Ontology annotation, biological process: protein ubiquitination. NCBI's taxonomy places the organism in Eukaryota, Viridiplantae, Streptophyta, Magnoliopsida, Santalales, Ximeniaceae.